Messenger RNA from Acanthamoeba castellanii str. Neff, 1470 nucleotides. RefSeq lists its product as uncharacterized. The transcript has a single exon. The record is from RefSeq and is a predicted model, not a curated record. Bases 1 to 1470 code for a protein of 489 amino acids. NCBI's taxonomy places the organism in Eukaryota, Discosea, Longamoebia, Acanthamoebidae.
AUGCAACAGAAGCCGUUGAGCUUUUCCGUCAGCUCUCCCCCUCCAUUUCAUCAGACAUCUCUGCGCGGAUCAACCUCGAACGCUCCUGCUCGGACCACUCCCAACCCCUUCGCCAUACCAUGGGAGGACUACGUGUCCCCCUCGGGAGAUGUGCGCAUCAUAUCCGCAGCCCAGGACCAUCGCAUCUUCCCCACGCAGCUGCCUUCCUCCAUCAUUGCCGCCACCUUCCCGUCCCUCGCCUCUGACCCCCUCUACCGAGUGAUUCAGUUACACAUGGCACUCCACCACAAGUUCGUCGACGUGGCCCAUCAGAAGACCGACGCCUUCGACACGGUGGAGCUCAACUGGCACGAAGAGGCAGGCCCGAGGCUGCUGCCCGCGCAUCAGUGCCUCCACAACCUGCCCCGCGGCACCAAGUGGCGAAUGGAGCACGGCGCGCCCAAGUUCCUCGAGAUCAUCAUCCGCUGCGCGUUCUUCAUCGAACCCGAGCUCAUGGAGGUUCUGCUGGACCACAGCACCAGUCGGGCUUCGCUUGCGGUCUACAUGGCGAAAGAGCGCGUCGACUUCCCCCUCUCCCAGGUGUUCCACCUGGCCAGCCCGGCCCCCCUACUCCCCCGGCACGCGCAACCACCGAAGUUCCCAACUGCGCCAUGGGUCAAGCACCAAGAGCGGCUCAGUCACAGCAUCGUGCGGCCAGCGCCUGGCAGCGAAGCCGCGGCCUUGCGCGUGGGCGUCGCCUGCACCAAGAAAUACACGUGGAACAACGACGACGAGCUGUGGCUCAUGUGGAUGCUGGACGUGGUGGGCGUGGCGCACGUGGUGAUCGACAUCUCCACACGCGAUCUCGAGCUAUCCAAGGUGGAGAAUGGCCUCGCCAACCACCCCGGCCUCGCCGAACGCGUGACGCUAGUCGACCUGGACAUCCCCUUCGGAUCGCCCCCGAUCACCUACUGCUACCUGAUCGAGAGCGUAGCGCGGGACGUCUUCAUGCGCUGGCAGGCGGACUUCGACUACAUCUUCAUGAUCGACGCCGACGAGUUCGUGCAGCUGUUCGACAGGGAACCACCGUUCGCGCGGCUCGACGUCAGGACCUUCAUCGAGCGCAACCAGGAGCGCAUCAGUCGUGAGGGCUUAGCCUACCUUCGUCGACCCACCAUCCUGCGGUCAGAGGCCAACAACGCCUCCGACCCGAUGCUGGGUGAGUUCCUGGCGACGCUGCCGCUGCUCAACGGCGAGGAGCUGUUCUCCAUCAUCGAGCCCGCAGCGCGCGCGCCCACAGCCGAUAAGAUGUCCGUCGGGAAGUCGCUGUUCUGGCCGCCUCGGGCGGUGUACUCGUUCCUGCACUACAACCAGGACACGCCGCCCGUCUUCUACAACGUGAGCGAGGCCCACAUGCUCCAUGUCCGCCAGGAGGUGAAAGCCGACAGCAUCAGGCAGUAUGUGGACAGGAUGGAGCGGUGGCGUAGCUAG